Ilyonectria robusta is the source of this 588-nucleotide messenger RNA. RefSeq lists its product as uncharacterized. The transcript has 3 exons. The coding region runs from base 118 to 588 and encodes 156 amino acids. NCBI's taxonomy places the organism in Eukaryota, Fungi, Ascomycota, Sordariomycetes, Hypocreales, Nectriaceae. The record is from RefSeq and is a predicted model, not a curated record.
UGGACGCCUGCUGGGUUCCAAAAGGUUCAGAUAGGCCCAGAUACCCGUUUCUGGAAACAAUAUGAUCAGCCUGCUUGUUCGUCGUGGUGACUUGCCAUUCCUGGGCUAGUACAUGCCAUGUCUCUGGCUCACCUUGACAGGGCAGCACGGCAACCAGCCGCCAUGGCCAAUGACGUAGAGCGGCCCCGCCGGGCGCGUGGCGGGAUCGUGGAGUCGAGUGCGCGCACCGGUGUGAACCCGGCGGCCGCGAUAGCGUCGACGCCCGUCGAGCGCCCGCCGUUAUCCGCAGUUGGGGUCCCCUGUUUCGUUGGCUCCGUACAGGACGGUGUUGUACGAGAGCAAGUACAUACGGACACACAGGGUUAUUUCUCCACCUUGGAUGUGUGCCUCGCCAUGUGUCAUCUGCCGAGUAUUGUAGUACAGUUGAUUCUUGGAACUGUCGUGGUUGGGCGGCAAGUCCGUUUCAGCGGUGGCCGUCUGUAUCUCUUCAUGCCUUGGUUGCAGCGGCAAGCCAGCCCAGCGAGGCAUAGUGCGGCGUGGGUUGCAAUAUGCACUGUAUCCGCUGAUGGGUCGCCAUCCCCAACAUGA